UUAGACAAAAAAUCUUUGUAGAAACAUAAAAUGAUUACAAAGGUAAACUUUCAAUAAAGCAUGGCUAACGAACACGAGAGAGUCGGAGUAUGCCGUUUGUGUGGAAAACAGUCUCGAAACUGUUUUCCAAUAUUUCAAGAUGAAGACAAUAUUCUCGAAAAAAUAAAUACAUGUUUACCGAUCGAUAUUUCUCCGGAUGAUAAAUUACCUUCCAAUGUAUGCAGAUGUUGCUCAUAUCGUUUAAGUAUUAGUUAUAAACUGCGUUGUACUGCAGUUGAGGUAGAUGAGCGUCUGCGAAUGCAAUUACAGCAGCAGAGCGAUGUAAUUGUCAAUACAAAUAAAGAUACAAAUAACUUUUCAGAGAACUUUCUAAAUAUUAAACGACAGAUUAUAGAAGAGAACGUUCUGCAUUAUCAAAAUGAUACACAAGAGAUCAGAGAUAAAAUAAAUAUUUAUAAUGAUUGGAAAACAAAACGAGAAGAUAUUGAUGAAAUUAGUUACGAAAAGAAAGCUGUUAUUUCAACGGAAGAUAACGAAAUGGCAGCGUCAGUUAAUUUAGUGGCUGAAAUUGAUAUUGUUGAAAUGAAAUAUGAAGAU
Wasmannia auropunctata (little fire ant) is the source of this 597-nucleotide messenger RNA. Its product is annotated as zinc finger protein hangover-like. The record is from RefSeq and is a predicted model, not a curated record. The annotation marks the transcript as partial. Gene Ontology annotation, cellular component: nucleus. NCBI's taxonomy places the organism in Eukaryota, Metazoa, Arthropoda, Insecta, Hymenoptera, Formicidae. The transcript has 2 exons. Gene Ontology annotation, molecular function: zinc ion binding.